CCCGGCCUGGCCCGGCUCUGGGGCUGGUGCUGCCUGGUGCUGGGCUGCUGGCGCGGCGCGCUGGCCUGCCCCGCGUCCUGCCGCUGCAGCUCCUGGCGGAUCUGGUGCGCGGAGCCGGCGCCGGGCAUCGUCUCCUUCCCCGUGCCGCAGCGGAGCGCCGAGGGCGACAAUGUCACCGAGAUUUACAUUGCAAACCAGAGGAAGUUAGAAAGUAUCAAUGACAAUGAAGUUGGAUUUUAUGUUGGACUUAAAAAUCUGACUGUGGUGGAUUCAGGUUUACGGUUUGUGUCCCGUCAGGCAUUUGUGAAAAACGUCAACCUACAAUACAUCAACUUAUCCAGAAACAAGCUCUCAAGUUUGUCCAAGAAGCCUUUUCGCCAUCUGGGGUUGUCUGAUCUGAUAUUGGUGGAUAAUCCAUUCAAGUGUUCCUGUGAAAUUAUGUGGAUCAAGAAAUUUCAAGAGACCAAGUUCUACACAGAAACUCAGGAUUUGUAUUGCAUAGAUGACAACAACAAGAGGACAGCUUUGCUGGAUAUGAAGGUCCCAAACUGCGACUUGCCCUCGGCCAACUUAAGCAGUUACAACAUCACUGUUGUGGAAGGCAAGAGCAUCACGUUGUAUUGUGAUACUGCUGGAGGGCCACCUCCUAAUGUGUCCUGGGUGCUCACUAAUCUCGUCUCAAACCAUGAGAGUGACACAAGUAAGAAUCCUGCCUCGCUAACCAUAAAAAACGUUUCAUCCAUGGACAGCGGACAGUGGAUUUCUUGUGUAGCGGAGAACAUCGUGGGAGAGGACCAGGCGUCUGCCGAGCUCACGGUGUUCUUUGCACCAAAUAUCACAUUUAUUGAAUCUCCAACCCCGGACCACCACUGGUGCAUUCCAUUCACUGUGAAAGGGAACCCUAAACCCACAUUGCAGUGGUUCUAUGAAGGGGCUAUACUGAAUGAGUCUGAAUACAUCUGUACUAAAAUACAUGUUAUCAAUCAAAGUGAAUACCACGGCUGCCUUCAGCUGGACAACCCUACCCAUCUGAACAAUGGUGCUUAUACCUUACUGGCAAAGAACGAGUAUGGAGAGGACGAAAAACGCGUUGAUGCUCAUUUCAUGUCAGUGCCUGGAGAUGGUAGUGGCCCAAUUGUGGAUCCAGACGUUUAUGAGUAUGAAACCACGCCUAAUGAUCUUGGAGACACAACAAAUAACAGUAAUCAAAUCACUUCUACGGAUGUUUCCAACAAAGAGAAUGAAGAUAGCAUCACUGUUUAUGUUGUGGUGGGAAUUGCAGCACUGGUGUGCACUGGCUUAGUGAUAAUGCUAAUUAUUCUGAAGUUUGGAAGACACUCUAAGUUUGGGAUGAAAGUUCAUGGUGAAGUAAAAGGAGUUGGUCUGGUAGAUCAAAUAUGGCUUUCAUUGCAAGACUGCGAUAAUGAAGGUCCUUCUUCAGUUAUCAGCAAUGACGACGAUUCGGCAAGUCCCCUCCAUCACAUCUCAAAUGGCAGUAACACUCCGUCUUCUUCUGAGGGGGGUCCGGACGCAGUCAUCAUCGGGAUGACAAAGAUUCCUGUCAUUGAAAAUCCCCAGUACUUUGGGAUUACUAACAGUCAGCUCAAGCCAGAUACCUUCGUUCAGCACAUCAAGCGCCACAAUAUCGUUCUUAAAAGAGAACUGGGAGAAGGAGCCUUUGGGAAAGUCUUUCUGGCUGAAUGCUAUAACCUCUGUCCCGAGCAGGACAAGAUCUUGGUGGCAGUGAAGACGCUGAAGGAUGCCAGUGACAAUGCUCGGAAGGACUUCCACCGUGAGGCAGAGCUGCUGACGAACCUGCAGCAUGAACACAUCGUCAAGUUCUACGGUGUCUGCGUCGAGGGCGAUCCGCUCAUCAUGGUCUUUGAGUAUAUGAAGCAUGGAGAUCUGAACAAAUUCCUCAGGGCACAUGGACCAGAUGCAGUACUGAUGGCAGAAGGCAACCGUCCUGCUGAGCUGACCCAAUCCCAGAUGCUCCACAUUGCCCAGCAGAUUGCUGCUGGUAUGGUUUACCUGGCAUCACAGCACUUUGUGCAUCGGGAUCUUGCUACCCGGAAUUGCCUGGUUGGUGAGAACCUGCUGGUGAAGAUCGGGGAUUUUGGGAUGUCUAGAGAUGUGUACAGCACAGACUACUAUAGGGUUGGGGGUCACACCAUGCUGCCCAUCCGUUGGAUGCCUCCAGAGAGUAUCAUGUACAGGAAGUUCACCACAGAGAGUGACGUCUGGAGCCUGGGGGUUGUGUUAUGGGAAAUCUUUACCUAUGGCAAACAGCCAUGGUAUCAGCUCUCAAACAACGAGGUGAUUGAGUGCAUCACUCAGGGCCGAGUCCUGCAGCGACCUCGCACGUGCCCCAAGGAAGUGUAUGACUUGAUGCUGGGCUGUUGGCAACGGGAGCCUCACAUGAGGCUCAACAUCAAAGAAAUCCAUUCCCUCCUCCAGAACUUGGCCAAGGCAUCUCCAGUCUACCUGGAUAUUUUAGGCUAAUGCCUCCUAGCAUUUCUUCUUAUGGGCUGCGUGAAUGAAUGUGUUCAACUGCCGCUGAACUCCAUUAAAACGUGUUCUUAACUUUGACAGUAUUAAUGACAAAGUUGUGGAGAAGCUUUCAAAGGGCAAGCAAUGUGCACUUCUCCAUCUGUAGACACAGUAUUGACUUUUAAGACAUUAUUGAGACGUAUCUCUUUUCUCUCUCUCUGUCUUUCAGUUUCUAUCAUUUUUUUUCUCUCUCCUCUCUUUCUAAUCAAUUUGGCUUCUGCGUUAUUGUAACUCUGCAUAGACAAAGGCCUUAAAAACCUGAUCUGUUUUAUCAGCAGACUCUCCAGUUUGCCCACCACAACUAACAAUGCCUUGUUGUAUUCAUGCCUUUGAUGUGGAUGAAAAAAAGGGAAAAAUAUAUUUGACUCGAACUUUGUGAUUUCUGCUGUACAGAUACUGGGAGUUUCUAUGGAUUCACCUCAAUUUUUUUGCUUCGGCAUGUGGGUGGAAAAAGAAGACUAGUGUUCUCUACACGAAGCGUAUUUCUUGUGGAGAUAAAGCCAAAUGGAAAGAAAACAGCAUUGUGUGAUCCACUGCCUGGAGGAACUAUGGGAUCAGAUGGCAUCCAACCCCACUAAAAAAACACUGAAACGAUUUGAUGGAAGGCAAGAGGGAGUUUAGCACUUUCCCUGGAGAGUCUUUCUGAGGAGUAAAGGGAUUGUUCAAGGAGGUGCUUGGCCAGCACUUUUCGUUACCAGAUACAAGUCUAUGGUAAAAGGGAAAAAGAUGCUGCCUGCACUGCACACAAUUAUGUUACAUCAUGAUAAACUAAACACAUGCCCUUAUUUUGUCUUCUGGUAGGAUAUUGUCAUGCCACUGGUAUAAAAAUGUUCUCCAGCUCAUCUUUGGUAAUAAAGGCUGAAGCUAGGCUUAUUAAUGUACAGUAUUAAUUUCAGGAUUAAGUGUUGAAAUAAGGGUUUUGAUAAGAUAGGACAAGCUAUUGAUUCUGGGGCAGGUGUAUCUUAUAUUGUGCUUGUCCAGCAGCAUAUUCCUUCCUUCUUCAAUCCUUUUUCUUUUUUUUUUUUUAACCGUGCAGCCAAAACUGUGCAUGGUCUUUGUCGAUUAAUGCCCUUUGUGCAGAAACUAUCACUCAUCUUGUAGUACACCCUAUUAGGCAUAGCGAACUCAUAAUGGUACAACUUAUAUUUCAUUAAAUGGAGCUAAUGGAGGACAUUAGCUAUGUUAAAAUGCCUUUACAAUGUUACAGAUACAAUAGGCUGAUAUUACAUGAGUAAUGUAAAACAUGGAGAUCGCUGGUUAUGUUUGAGCCAUGGCAGAAAACAGAGUGAGAUCCCUGGAGAAAACAAAUGUGACUCUGUGGUUAUGGCUUACUGUUCAGAGCACACAGACCCUGAGCUCAGCACCACGUUUGUAUUGGUACUAGUGCCGUCAUUCCCAGCAUCCACUCUUUCUUAAAUUAUUUCUUUUUGGUUGGAUGGGCAUUGUACGUGUACAGCAUUUGCAUGGCCACUGUGUUGAUGACAACUGCAUGGGCAUAUCUGUUAUUUUUCAAACCGGAAGUUGAAGAUUUCAAAUUUAGAGUUAGGAUUAUUUUUAAUAUGAAUUCUUACAAAUGAAAACCUACCUUACCUAUUCCUCAAGACUUUUGCCUCCCUCUGUGAGGGGGCGUUACUGCAAAAAAGUGAUCUUUCUUCUCUUUUUCUCAUUUUGUUUCUUCUUAUUGAUAUGAGCCAGAUCAAAAUAGUCCUUCAUCUUUGUGUUAGGGGUAUUUUAUUUAAUAAAUUAAGCAUUUUAUUUUUGUAAGUGUUCCCAUAACAUUUUUAAUAUAUAAUUUGCUUGCAUAUAUUAUUUAUUGAGGCACUUUAGGUUUUUCCUUCAGAAGCUUUUAGAGCUAGUCAUAAAGAUUUUGAACAUUUUUGAAAGAAAAGUCCACUGGACAGUGAUGGAGUUUUACCCUUCUCAAUGUCAUUGAAAAGGCAGCAUUACAAAUAAACAUGACAGUAUAACUAUAAAGCCAUACUCAGUAUUUCUUUAAUAAACUAGAUGUUAUUUCGUAACCACUACUGAACUGGAAACACUCAAAAAGCCAGAGGAAGAUUCCUACAAAAUGGGCCUUAAGAUUUUAUCUAGACCGUCCUGGAAGUUCACACAGAAAGCUGGAUAAUGACUGAGCAUGCAGUGAAACCCAUCCUCUUGAGAAUCUGAGUAUUGUUUUUUGAAGGAUUUUGAAGUUCAUUUUCAAUAUAACAGCAGGGGGAGAAGGAAGGUGUCAGAGCCCGCUGAGGCUGUGCAAUGGGAGAGGGUUGCAGGUGGUGGAAGGGGAAGCUUCUGCCUGCUGUGUUCUCUCUCAGUUUCUUAGGAGCUUAAGAAAAACGCAUCCAAGAUGCUCUUCUGUUGGAAAGCAGGCUCUAGCCUGAAAGCCACCAGGUGGGUUUUGCAAGCACUGAAAGAAUGUAUACCAAAAAAACCCAACAAACCAACAAAACCCUGAAGUUGUACUUAGUGGCAUCUUCUUUUUGAUUUACUAGUGAGACUAUUAGAGUUUUUUCAGAGAAUAAAUAGCGUUGCAAUGCAUUGUGCAAUAACAUAGCAGUAUGUUAAACUUCUAAAGGACCAAAUGUUCUUCAGAGCCACCGGUACAGAUAACCUUGACCUAUAUCAUGAAUGUUCUUGAUAGUGCAUAAAAUGUAUAAUCAAAGUAGACAAGCUGUUAACUAUAGCUAUACACAUUUUGCGUUUAUUCAUGAAAAGGUGGGUAAGUGUAGCAGAAUGAGCAGAGAAGAAGAAAUGUGCUCAAAUCACAAUACAGGGUGAGUAUAUGUGGACAUUUAUCACGCUUGCACUGUCAGCUAAAUUGUAUACACUGAGUAAAUACGACAAUCAAUCAGGCUCAUUUAAAAAGUCUUUCUGGACUAUGCUAUGAACUGAUCAUAUAUAUAAUAUAUAUUAUAUAUGUGUGUUUACAUAUGGCAUAUAUAUAUACACACACACAUAGCAUAUACAUGUAUGCGUAUGUCUGUUGUAUUUUAUUUAUAUAUGUGCAGACAUGCAUGCACAUUAUAUACGGGUUGUGUGUAUAUGUAUAAAUUUACAUACACCUACGUGAUUACAAAUGAUAAUUAGAAUAGAGUGCUAUUAAUAAAUUGAUAAAAGUCUGCUGAGUAACCAAAAUCAUUUUUUUUCUUUUGAUAUUUCUUUUUCUAUGUUUUUAAGACUCAACUUUUUAGCUGGUGUGCAGCAGAGGAAGUGCUAGAAUGCCAGAGAUAUAAUGACAAGCACUUUUUUUUUUCUCUGAACGAUUGCAUAAAAGCAUUUUUACCAUUCCCAUCUCACUGUUGAUUUCUCACAAGGAAAUGAACAGAUUAGCUUCUGAGCUCCGAAAGCAGAGUUUGAUUUACUGUCAUUUUUGGGUUUGUUCUAUUGUUGUUUUAUUGUCCUGGACUAACAGUGCCGCUCCAUUAGCAUUUUAUACUCGUCUGCAGUAACAAAGUAAUUCCAAGAAUGAGCUGGACUAUUCAGACUGCAACACAACUUGUAGGACAAUGGUGAGAACGCCGAAAUUCAGCAGUAAUAAUAGCAGCAUUUGCCACACACUGUCCUUCACUCGCGAUAAAGCUGCAGAACUCAGAACUGUGGAGAACAGAUAUUAGUAAAGCAACAGCACCCCAUGAUGCAUGAUGGAGUGUACCCUUUUAAAAAGGACUUAAUUCAUUUUGAUUUGUAAACCAAUAUAUCAAUAUAUUGUCUACAGUUUAAUAAAUAACUGGCAUUUUUUCUUUCCUUCUUUCUUUCUUUCUUUCUCUCUCUCUCUCUCUUUCUUUCUUUCUUUCUUCUCUUUCUCUUUCUUUCUCUUUCUUUCUUUCUUUUCUGUCUCUUGUUCUCUCAUUUUCUCGUUCUCUCUCUCUGUACCCCACCUUUUUAAGAGAUUGUUUUUGUUGUGGUUGAUGUAGACUUUUGCAAAACUCUUUGAAAAGGAAAGAAAUAACCCAAUAAAAUGAUCAGGUCACUGGA
This is a messenger RNA of Dromaius novaehollandiae (emu), 6522 nucleotides long. RefSeq names its product BDNF/NT-3 growth factors receptor. Gene Ontology annotation, biological process: cell surface receptor protein tyrosine kinase signaling pathway; multicellular organism development; cellular response to brain-derived neurotrophic factor stimulus. NCBI's taxonomy places the organism in Eukaryota, Metazoa, Chordata, Aves, Casuariiformes, Dromaiidae. The transcript is spliced from 18 exons. Gene Ontology annotation, cellular component: axon; postsynaptic density; dendritic spine. The coding region runs from base 439 to 2502 and encodes 687 amino acids. The record is from RefSeq and is a predicted model, not a curated record. Gene Ontology annotation, molecular function: brain-derived neurotrophic factor receptor activity; brain-derived neurotrophic factor binding; ATP binding.